Molecule: messenger RNA, 1662 nt
Organism: Polychytrium aggregatum
Lineage: Eukaryota; Fungi; Chytridiomycota; Chytridiomycetes; Polychytriales
Product: WD40-repeat-containing domain protein
Exons: 7
Coding region: 1-1662 (553 amino acids)
Molecular function (GO): protein binding
Source: RefSeq, a predicted model, not a curated record
AUGUACCAGCUGAGAUCCCAGAAGAUCCGCACUCGAGUCCACAACGCUGACCAAAACACCCAACGCUUCAUCCCCAUAUCCGAGUAUGGCGAGGCCAUCACGUCCCUGACAGUCUCGGCGGAUCGGAAUAUCCUGGCUGUGGCCGAGAAAAUGGCCUUGGAUCGCUUCGGCGGCAGGCCCACCAUUCAAAUUUACGAUGCCCACAGCUUUCGAAAGCGCCGCAGCGUCACGAUCAACACCGAGAUCCUGGCCAGGGAGUUUACCGAUCUUUCGUUCUCGGGCGACUCGCGAUAUCUUGUCGCCCAACUCGGCGCUCCGGAAUGGACCCUGAACUACUUUGGGUGGGAAAAGGGCAAGCUGAUGGCGUCGCUGCCCAUCUUCGACUCGACCACUUCCGGCUCCAACGGCACCGUGAUCAAGGGACUGAUUCCGGGCGACAAAAAGGUCAUUCGCCAUGUGUGCAUCAAUCCCAACGACGGUACACGCUGCUCCGUCAUCGGCGACGGGUUCUGUCGGGUACUGCUCUAUGCAGAAGGAGAACUGAGUCCAUUGGCGAGUACCAUACCACCCAACGACUACCAAGCACAAGCCUGGAUCAGUGGAAAUCGUCUGGCACUGGCCACCAAAGACGCGAUCUUCAUCACCGAUCAGUCCGCACUCUUGACAACCGUCUACUUCCCCAUCAAGGGCACCAUCCUCAAGAGCAUCUCUUCCAGCCCGCGUGGUUUCGUGGCAGGUGGAUCGUCAGGCCUCGUCGUCGCCUUUGAGCCCUCGCUCGAUGAUCCGCACGGAUUCAGAAUCGCCCGAAAGGUCACCUUUCCGACAGACACAGCCCUGUCGGUGCAGACCAUGGCCGUCAGCGGCAGCGAAGGCAACCUCAUUGUUGGAACAAGUAACAACCAAAUCUGGAAGACAUCGCUUGCUGCUGACGAGUUGCAGAGCGAGGAGUCCAAGUUCGAAAGUCUGUCCCAGCCUUUCCACCACGGGGCUGUCCUUGGCCUGGACGUUUGCUGUCGAAAGCCCCUGCUUGUCACCUGCGGCACCGACAAGUCCGUCCGAGUGUGGAACUAUGUCAAACGAACGUGCGAACUGGUCAAGUAUUUUCCAGAAGAAUCCUACACCGUGGCCCUUCACCCAUCGGGCCUCUAUCUGCUGGUUGGAUUUGGUGACAAGCUACGGCUCAUGAAUGUGCUCAUGGAUGAUCUCCGGCUCUUUCGCGAGUUCCCGAUCCGGAGCUGUCGAGAGUGCCGCUUUUCCAACGGCGGCCACAUCUUUGCCGCCGUUCACGGAAACGUCAUCCAAAUCUACAACACGUGGACCUUCGACAAUCUCUACAACCUCAAAGGGCACAAUGGCAAGAUCAAAUCGCUCUAUUGGACCCCAGACGACGCACUAUUGGUAUCGGCGGGCACGGAUGGCGCCGUAUAUACCUGGAACAUCCUUGAGAUGAAGCGGGAAAACGAGCACAUCCUGAAGAGUUGCGCAUACACUUCAGCUCUGUGCACAUCCAACGGAAAAACUCUGUUUACUGUGGGCUCGGACAAGAUCCUCAAGGCCAUCACUGACUCGAUCGUGACCAUGGAAGUCGAGGCAAAUGUUGUGCUGACACAAAUCAUCGUCUCACACUCGGGGCGUAUGAUGUUUGCAGGUGUGCCAGUGUGA